AUGGCAAACGAUCCUAGACUUACCCGAAGACGUACCAAGCAACAUGCCGGUACGCCGAAAUCGCGUGCUGGUAAAUCCAGAAACUCGUCGAACCGCUCGAUCCGGUCGGAAUCCUCGGGAUCUGACAUUGACUCUGGCUCGUUAAGCCCAGCCACGAGCAAGAUGUCCAGCAAACGAUCCAUGAAACUUUCUGUGAGGCGACAUCGGAAGUCUUCCCAUCGGGAGUGUUUCAAAGUUCUAGCCGAUUAUGAAGAGCAGGUUGAAAGAAUUCUCGCCGAGAGAGAAGAUGGCAGAACAGCUAGCUCCCGGCUCAUUCAAGAGCUCCACACUGAGAAGGCUCGAGAGAUGUCCAACGUACACAAAGCCAAUGCCGAAAAGGACUCUGCAGUCGCUGAAGUUGAGCGGCUUAAGAAGGAGACUUCGCAGCUGCGGCAGCAGCUGGAGUCUACAAACACCACGUUGCAGGACCAGGUGGCAUGGGACGAUAUACAGCCAAUCUUACACCAGACACACGGAGAAAUGAUCUCCGCUGCGUCUCGUUUCGCGAAUUUGAUCGAUAGUCUUCAGAACAAACGACUGGCAUCCUUCUUGCCUAGCACCGAGGUGUUCCAUGGCAAUUGGGCCACCACCGCUGGUCCUUCGGAACCCACCGACCCUAGCGCGCUUCCCGGGUUUUCCGGAUCAAGCAACCCGCCGCUGUUUGACCCACAAGCCCUAACCUCGACCAAUGAGUAUGGGUCAUUGGUUUAA
Penicillium waksmanii is the source of this 750-nucleotide messenger RNA. RefSeq lists its product as uncharacterized. Lineage: Eukaryota; Fungi; Ascomycota; Eurotiomycetes; Eurotiales; Aspergillaceae. The transcript has 2 exons. The coding region runs from base 1 to 750 and encodes 249 amino acids. The record is from RefSeq and is a predicted model, not a curated record.